AUGUCGCUUAUCGUCCACGAUACGUUAUCAUUGACAACAGAAACUGGAGUCAGUAAGAUUCAGUUGUGCAUCGGCGACAUCACUAAGCUUCCCAGAGAGGAAAAAGUCGAUGUUUUGGUUGUUUCCGCGUUUCCCGGUAAGCUCGUCACAAACAUUGAUAAACAUGCACAACUCGUAUCAGUUUACUAAACCGUUGACAAGUGAUUGAUAAUCAAAAAUAAUUCUUGAACUCUUGAACUUAUGUCAUCCAGUUUAGAAUAAACCCUUGAGAUUUCUAGGAUUACGCUUUGUUUAAGAUAUCAUAUGUAAUUUGAUUUGAUGCUAUGAUUUUCCGUAUAUUGGACCAUGUGCAUGCCGCUCUUUUGAUGACAAACUAUUUGACUAAACUCUCAACUUUUGCUUGAGCUUAAUUUUAAAAUUACGAUCUAGAUUUGCUGUCACAUGGAAAAUGGAUAUCUCGAUCACUGAGGCUUCCGAUUUUCCCCUUAAGUAAUCCAUCAAACUGCUUUCAUAACUGCAUUUGUAAGCCCCGGCCGGCCCUGAUUUCCUUUCAAAUUUAUCAUUAUUACUGUUGGUUUGAAAACUGUUUUUUUAUUCACGUCAGUUAGUAAGUGGUUUAUUUAUUUAUUUUCCUCCGUAAGAACUGCAGGUUUUUACAAGAAAAGAACUAUAAUAAUGUUUCUGUACCAUAUUCAAUUUUUUCUAUUCUUUUUUGUAAUGUAAUUCAGAUAUUCCUGAGUCCCGUGAAAUUUUUGCUUGUUGCUUGUGAAAUUUGGACUCCUGUUGGAAUCCGGACUCCUGAUAACAAUUGGGAUCUGGAAUCUAAGUCCCUGGAAUCCAGAAUCUAGAGUGUCCAAGACUGUCUUAGGGUGCUUUCCAUUUGUCAGAACUCAGGCCAGCCAGACCAUUGCCGGGCCAGUCAGUUAGCAAAUGAAAUAAGGUUUUUGCUGAAAAACCAUCUCCUUUGUGUAUACUAUUUAGGAUUUGACUGAUCUGGCUGGACAGUUUUGAUUAAAAGUGAAAUCCUCAUUACGACGGGAAUUGCAUGGUUUGGCCGGUUUGUUCUGACAAAUGAAAAGUGUGGCCCUUACCUACCUGGAUCUUGUUUACUGUGGGUAAUGUCGACUGAGAUAUCGGUCGACAUAGCGGUCGACAGUCGGUCGAUAUAGCGGUCGACAGUCGGUCGAUAGUCGGUCGACAGUCGGUCGAUAGUUGGUCGAUAGUCGGUCGAUAGUCGGUCGAUAGUCGGUCGAUAGUCGGUCAAUGGUCGGUCGAUAGUGGGUCGAUAGUCGGUCGAUAGUGAGAUAGACUAUCGGCCGAGUAUCGGUCGAUAUUCCGUCGACGCACCUCGACUUACUAUCGGUCAUAUGUCGGUGAUAUAUCGGUCAACUGUCGGUGAUAUAUCGGUCAACUGUCGGUGGUAUGUCAGUCAACUGUCGGUGGUAUAUCGGUGAACUGUCGGUGGUAUAUCGGUCAACUGUCGGUGGUAUAUCGGUCAACUGUCGUUCGAAUAUUAGUCGUGUGUUAAUUUAUCAGGUGAGUCCAAUUUGCUUUUUUUUUUAAGCAAAGACGUCAUUAAUUACUGUUAUCAUGCGAUGGGGAACAUGUGGCAAAGCAAGGCGCGAUUACGCUAUGAAGAGAACCGAAGAGCACUGGGAACUAAGGACAUGAUAACCUUUUUUUUUCCAGUUUGUAUCAUCACCGAUCGUCUGAGUUUUAGCUGUUAAACAGAACCUGUCUCAGCCUAAGUUGAAUCUGCUGCUCCUGUGGUCCCGCAAAAAUGUAGGAAAAUGUAGGAAAUGCUAAGUGUCGACCGACCAUCGACCAAGUGUCGACCAAUUACUGACCGACACAUCAAUCAAGUAUCGACCAACUAUCGACCAAGUAUCGGCAAAGUGUCGGCGAAAUGUCGGCGAAAUGUCGGCGAAGUGUCGGUGAACUAAAAGCUAUAUCGGCCGAGACACAUCUGGAACAACUAUCGGCCGUGUCUCGACCGAGUGUUGACCCACUAUCGACCGACUAUCGACCGCUAUAUCGACCGACUGUCGACCGAGUGUCGACCGACUAUCGACCGAGUGUCGACCAAGUAUCGACCGAGUGUCGACCGCUAUAUCGACCGCUAUAUCGACCGAUAUCUCUCGGUCGACAUUACCCACAGCAAACAAGAUCCACCUACCUUACAUGGGGCCAUGCAAUGGUGACAGGUCCUGACAAGUGCAAGUGUAAAGGAGUGGUUUCAGGGGGAGGGGCAAUGCUUUUGUUGGAGUAUUUCAUACUAAUGGCAAGUUAAUCAUGUGAACUAUAUUUCCAUGAUAUUUUAAGGUGAUUAUUCACCAACUCCGUCUUCAUUGAUUGGAGCACUGGCUAUCAACCUUGGUAUCAGUGUCCGAAAUCUUUCUCAAGACAAAGAGGAAGAUUUACGUAGACAGUACUUCUGUUGGUGGUCCAAGCCGCUUCCUGAACAGUAUAGCUUUAAAAGAAUUCUGUGUUUUGAGGGAGGAUUUGGUAGUCGAGGAAGCCAGCCACCCAAAGUUGUUGGAGCUGUGUUCCGAUGUCUUGUACCAAUUCUUAGUGGCAAAGAUACCACAGAUGGAUCAGUUAUUAUGCCUCUUCUGGCUUCAGGAGAUCAGGUACAGUAAAACCCUGCUUUACAGACACCUGCUUAUAUGGACAACUGUCUUUGUCCAUUGGGAGAGAAAUUCUUAUGUUUUCUCUUACCUUAUUACAGGAAAUUAAUGAUGCACUUCAUUAAUGCGACUUUAAAAAAAUUGCAUUAAUUUAACGCAUCUUAAUUUUCAUCGAUGUUAAUGUAAAUUAUUAAUAAUUAUUAAUAAGUUGGUGUGAGAGUCAGCUUUUCCAUUUUGCUUGAAGGCGGGAACUAUUCUCAGAAUAUAUUGGUGCCGGUACCCUGCAGGUCCGGUCUUCUAAUGAAGUGGCAGAGGUCUCCAGGCAACAUGGUCAAUUAAAUUAGAUGAUAAGUAAUGUUCAUUUAGCAUAAGCAUACCACAUUUCUAUUCUUCAGAUAUUAAGCAAGAUGUACCGCAUGGUCACUAGGGAACAUUUCACUGCUCUAGUCUUAAGGUUUAACUUCUAUUUUUGUGUAAUUUUGAAGAUGGUUAAAAUGCUGCAUUCUACUUGUAAAGCAGCAAGUAUUAUCUAGUUGAAUUUCCAAUUUUUAUUCAAAUCUCAGGGUUACUCAAAGACUCUCAUGCUGCGACUGAUAAUGAACUCUGCAAUACACUGGAUCAAGGCUGGUCUUUCAUUGAAGACGCUCAAGAUUGUCUUGUUUUCUCGCAAUCCUGAAAAACACAGCAAAACAAAUGAGCCACUCUUCGAUUGUUUUCAAAAUAUGAAGGACAAAUAUGAUGAGAAAGAUUUGGUUUAUGUGAGUUGAACUUAGUAUUUUCUUUUUUUCACAUUAAUAGGCCAUUUCCAAGUUCCAAAAACUCUUCCUUUCAAAACAAGGUUAAGUGCACCUGCAAAACCUUGCUUGCGAAAAAGGGUUUUAUGUGCAUGAAAAGUAAAAGCAUUGUGAUCAUUACAGCUUCGCAGUUAGCCUUGAUUUGAAAGAGAGGCUGGGGGCAUCGUGGAAAUGGUCUGUUUUAUGGUUGUUGCUGUUGUUGUUGCUGAUGAAAGUGAGGCAAAAAAUGUAAACAAAGUUUCACAUUUAUGCUGUGUAUUAAAAAGCUUAACUACAAAGGUAUGACUUCCCUGAGACCUUUCCUACUCUGUGGCUACGCAUUUUUGGAUGCCCCACCCCCCCUCUGAGGACUCUGAUGUGUUGUUUUAAUCUGUUUUGAAGCACAGGAUGCCCAAGCAUACUAGUGAGGGAAUGGAAGUUGUAAAAUUUAACACUCUAUUAGUGGUAAAAAUAUCCAGCAUAUAUCUCGAAAUAACCAAUUGAAAAAUACAUUCCAUUUGUAGAUACUUUUAUUCUCAGUCAUCUAUCAGCUGUUUUAAACUAACAAAGGCAAGGAGGCUUUACAUGCAAAAUUUUGUUUCUCAUUAAAUUAACGAGUGUGAGAGCUAGCGUCAAUUCCCUGUUGUGCCCUGUGACUAAAAAAAGACUAUAUUUAUAAUACUUUCCACAGGAAACAGAAGUCUUGUAUGAUGUUUACAUGUCACACAGCCCCAAAGACCAUGACUCAGCCCUGAAAAUUGUAAAGUUCUUGCAGACUGAGAGUAACCUCAACGUGUUCUAUGACAUUCAGGAGCUUAAUGAUGAUGAAUCGUGGCAAGAAGAGAUAUUUAACAUCAUGGGAAAGUGUGCGCGUGUUAUCGCCUUGUUAAGUCCGGGAUAUUUAGAGAAGGAGAGCUGUAUUGAACAGUACAACAUGGCCCUUUGCAUUAACAGGCGCUCGAAAGGAACAGUGCUGGCACCAUUUUACAUCACUUCAAUGGACUACAUGCCCACAUACAUGAGCCUUAUUCAGUACGAAGACUGUAGGUAUGCUUAAUUAAGCCUUUAAGCCCAAAGAGUGAUCAGCAUCAAAUUUCUCCUUACAAUAUCAAUGUUUGUUGAACAGAGUGGUCAUGAGAAUUACAGACAUGAUCACAUAAGAUGAAUUUGCUUGAUAUUUCUUCAACUUCUCUCCACUACUUCUGUAUGAAAUGAAUGGGGGCAACAAAUGAGAAUUCAAAUUUUGAUCUUAGGGUUUAAAGGUUUAACCCUCUUUAUUGACUCUACAGUUAAACCAGUAAUCAAAGUCCUGAAAUAAUUGUAGAAAAAAGAAUGGGAACUUUAGGCGGCUGCGGCCAUCUUUUGGCCGUCCCAACAAGAGUUCCCCCUUUGCUGUCACCUCUAUUAAGUUGCCAUCAAGCGCUUGAUACACUUACUUUGGCUUUAUUUCAAGAAUAAGAUCAAGGAAAAUACAGUCCGAGAUGAAAGGUGAUGACCGUUCGUGGACCAGAAAUGCUGCUCCCGUCACGUGUUUUUUUAUUUUUUCAAAAUAAAGUGUUCUUUCUCCUCAAGGUUAUUUUUAUACAUGAUGAACCUCUAUUAUUGGCCACCCUUCAUUAAGCGGCCACUUGCCGGUACCAACCCCGAGGGUGGCCGUUCAAUGGAGAUAUUUGCCUCCAAAGUUAGGAUUUUUACUUAAGUAGCAACGUCGAUGCGACAGCAGUGAACCGCUAGCGUUUUUUUCAGUCUUCGUUGCGAGUAUCCCACCACGCUUAUCAAAAAUAUACGUAAAUCUUUCUGAAGUUGAAUUUUUAAAGACCACAAUUUUGUUAAGAAAGAGAAAAGUCGGUAAAGAAAUGCACAAAAAAAGGGCCAUUUGACCGACCUCAAACCCGGCUAGAAGGAGGUAUUUGUUAGUCUAACUUAUCCAAAUUCCCUUCCCCUUCCCUUCCAAACGCCUUGCCACGCAGGCUGGCUAACUCAUUAAACUGAUCGCCUACAGGCCAAGGGAUGAACAAAAAUUCAGAACAGCCAGUCACAAUGUUGCAGAAUCAUUGAAGACAGCGCAGAAUGCUGUUUCCCCUGGUGCGAUUACAGGAGGUCAUUCAACGUUAAGCUACGAUGUAUUCAUUUCAUACUGUCAUCAGAACAAGAAUCACGCUGAAAAGCUGUUGGCUACUCUGAGUUCUAUUGAUCCAGAUCUGAAGAUCUUCAUUGACACAUCUGGUCUGAACACAGGAACGUCUUGGCAGCAGAUGCUAUACAAUGCAUUAGGUUAGCAAUCUUUGCUUGCGGCAGAGAAACACUAUUCCGUUAAAACUUUGUGUUUGAAACUGUACUUUGCAGUGGCUCGGGGUAUUACAGGGUUCGUGCGAGUCAUGGGAAACCUGGAAAGUCAUGAAAUUUCAGAAUUUUUUUUUCAGGCCUGGAAAGUCAUGGAAUUCAAUUGUUGGUCCUCGGCUGGAAAGACAAGGAAAAUUAAAGUUUAGAGUAGUUACUGCAGAUGUCAAGUAAAGGACAAUGUAAGAUAGAGACGAGGAAUUAAACAGCGCGAACGGCACGCAUUUUGGUGAACACCAGAUUUUGUGUCUGUUGAACUGAGUUAGGUAAAAAAGUACCCUAAAACACGGAAAGUUUUGAGUUUGAGUUAGCAAAAUUGUGGAGGAAAUAGGUUAUUUUGGGAAGCUCUGUGGGAAGGAUGGUUAUUUUUUUGUAGCCCUGUAGGGUUUAAUGAAGCAUUAGACUGUUCACACUCCCCUAUUUUUUCGUGAGAUCGUUCUUACCGUCACGGCUAUCUUGAUUUUCAAAUGUACCGAGGGUGCGGGCGUCGGGGAUUAUAACCGCCCCCGCCCCCUAAGUAGUUUUGACACUCAUACAAGAUGGCAGCCCGUAACGCAAAGCGCUCGAUCUCGAUGAUCUUGCGGAAAAAUAGAGGACUGUGAACAGUCUAAUGAAGUAUGGGUGAAGGGAAUUUUUUUGCGGAUGGGGGUGGGUAUAGGCGAAAGGAGGUGGAAAUAUUUUGCAGACAUAGCACGUGAUUUUGCCUACGCCUACCCGCCUCCCUCCCCACUGCCGGGGUCGUAAUGAAUAAAACUGAGCCUCCUUACAUGCAGUAUAUAAUCGAAUAAGCUGAUGAAAAUCAAAGGUCGACAAAAAUGCAUAGCCGUGAAGGGUUUUUUAGCUGUUGAGGAGUGUAAAUUAUUAUUUUAUUUUAGUACAGUGGGGUGCAUUUUCCCCUCAGACUCAUUGGUUAAAAUUCUACUAAAUGUCUUUUCAAACUGUUAGAUGGAUCUAAAAGCACAAUCGCUCUUUUGUCGCCGGACUACGUCAAAUCCAAAGUAUGUUAUGAAGAAUUCAGCCUGUCACAUGCCUUGUUCGUGGAUAAAGACAGAACCAUGGAUCUUGUGAGUGUAUUGGUGGAGCCUAUAGAUGAACUGCCUCUCUGGUGUGCGGAGCCUCUUCCUGUUGACUGCGCUUCGUCGCAAGUGGACAUGGAUCAGGUGUUAGCCACAGUCUGUACUGAUUUGGUUAAGAGACUGAAGGGUAAGAUGCCUUUUUUUAUCGAUAUACCUUAACUGCUCGAAUUAGCGCGUCGCCCAAAUCCAAAUGUACGCCCGCUUCGAAUUAGCGUCCCUCCCCCCUUAGGCUAAAAAUAUUAAAUAGGUGCCUCUCACCCCACCCCUGCUUACUGAAGAAAUGGUUUACAAAAAUAUUUACAGGGAAUCUACAAUAGCAUAUCAUUUAAUCACUAGGGAGUGACCUUGCUUAGUCACUGUACCGCGUCUUCCCAGGGCUUCGCGGUCAAUGCAUUUUGGUGACGUAACCGAGACGCCGCGGGCAAUAAUGAGCAACCUCGUCCCUAACCCUCCCAUUUUUGUAGGGAAAAGCCCUGGGGACUAGGUAAGGAGUGACCCAUUUGACCCAUUUCUUGAAAAUGCGGCUCCUUGGAGAUUAGCUUUGGAAGUUAAGUAGAAGGUCGCGCGAAAACUUAAAAGUCGUACGUAAAAUUUGCGUUCACACGCACGUAAAAAAUUAGGCUUAACGGCAAAUCCACCCCGCGGAAAGCCAAUAUUUUUCCCAUAAAGUUAUCAAGAGGAGUUGUUCGUUAAGAAAUACCUAUACAAAAAUAUCAAAUGCAGUCACUUAGUCUCGUUUAGGGGUCAAAUGAAACCUGCGUUAGGUCGAGAUUUGUCUCCUUUGGGUUUAGAUUCUAAUUUUCCGACAAACAAAAAGUUCCCCCGUUCCGGAGGGACACUAAAUGCCGGUCCCAGGGGUAUCCGUCUUAAAUAAAAUAAGAGUGGGGGAAUAACUACAGUCUUGCUUUCUUUCUAUUUAGGCACCAGUAGUCACUCAGCAGAUGACAUCCUCGACCAGCGUUUAAAUCGCCUUAAGAAGAGCAACGUUACGAUUGAAGCAGUCAUGGAUGACUACAGAAAAGCCAACUUUGUGUUCCGCUCAGGUGUUCUGAAAACUCCCAUAGGUUUAAGCAGCGAAAGCAGCAAGGAACCCCUUAGAAUGAGCCAUGCUGCUAGUGAUGUGAUGUCCGUUGAUGCCCAUCAGACUGUCGCAUCCCCUGAGUCAACAGAGGUGACGUCAUCACAUUCCACACCAUCACAAGUGACGCCACAGGGCAAUACCGCUUGUGAUAUUGCCCUGAGUUUUGCCGACUCAGAUAAGAAGUGUGCAGUUGUUUUAAAGCAGUUGCUGCUUGAAAAGAUACCCUCCUUGAAGAUAAGUGAACCAGUUGCAGGGGAUUUCUCAAGAGUACAGUCGUUAGAUGUGGCGCGUGUUAUUGUCCCCCUGCUUUCACCGGCGUUUUUGGUAUCGAAUGAACUAGUGGAAGAAUUAAACAUUGCGAUUUUCAGGAAUCGAAGUUCGUCUCGAAGAAUACUCUAUCCCAUUCAGGUUUCAGCCAUACCUCCCAAGCCAGCUUAUGUGCACCUGAUUCCGUGCGAGUUCUCAAGUUCUGAUUUCAAAUGGGCGAGCAAGGUCAUCGGCGAAAAUCCUAGCAAUGAGGUUUCAAAAAUUGGAGAAAUGACGGGAGUCGAUGUUGAUGAAGUGUUUUGCCUCAAGGCUGCGGCCGAUGUGAUUGUAGAGCGACUUUCAGAAGAAAAUAAACAAGAUUUGAAGUCUUUCAAUCGAGUUUUGCUGAACGUUCACGAAACAGAGCAAGACUGGAAAAAGGUCCAGCAGGCGCUUUAUGAGGAAGAUGGACUCGAAGCGUUCAAAAGAACUUUUGGAGUUGAAAUAAAAAGAUGGCAGGAUGAGUUGAAGCCGGCCAAUAUAGCUGAGGAGAAGACGGAUGAUGACCAUGCCAAAAGAACUUUUGGGACUGAAAUAAAGAGCGGGCAAAACGAAUUGAAGCCGGCGAAAAUAGCUGAAGAGAAGACGGACGAUGACCUUGCCAAAAUUGAUUCUGCAGACGCUCACGGAAGUCAGGAACCGAAUAAAGUGGAAAAGAAUGUUCACUUUGAAGAUGAGAAUGAAGCUCUAAAAAGAGAAAGCAAUAAUCCUGAUGAUGACGCUUCAAACGUUACAAGCCGAAAACAAGAUUCUAAAGCUUGUUCCGUCCUUUAAACCACCUAUUUGGCUAACCCCCGAGAUGGGUAUUCUAAAGAGCCACAAUGGCCCCAUCUUGAAUCUUGGUAUUCUCACCAGUUUACGAUGAAUUUAAUUUGUGCCGCGAAGGGCCCCGCGAAGGUUCAAACCUUGCCUAGUCCCUAGGCCUCAUUAUUCCGCGCGGCCAAAGCGUUUCGGGUCACGUGAAGUAGAAAAAAUUCAUAAAAAUCUUGACCCAGUUUGAAGGGAAUGUCACUGAAAAUCGAUAUCAUUUUAAGGUCCAAGUACGAGAAUGUAAAAUUUGCACGCAUGAAAGAACUGACAUAAAUUUUGUAAAUCCAAUUCGUUUUUAAAGUAGUGCCGGAUCACACUUCAACGACUUCAAAGAAGCCUGCGUAAUUGACAAUAAACGAAAACGACCCAGCCGUCUCCAAAGGGUUAAAAUUCUAGGCUGGAUUUCUUGGUAGCACACGCGAGGAGCGUUGCAUUUUUAUUCGUUCCAUUCUAACUGGCCAAUGCCACCGCACUGAAUAUAGCACUGGAGCAGUAAUUGCAUCUUUGUUAAAAUGUUGUAAACGUACUAAAUGUUUUAUCUGCCUUGUGUAGGCUCCUGCGUUGUAUACAAAAAAUAAUACAUGAUCAUUCGUUUAUACUGAUUUUAAACCCAAAUCCGAUUAUAGGAGAAAAUAAAGAACGAUUGCAGGCUCAC
This is a messenger RNA of Porites lobata, 9668 nucleotides long. The record is from the annotation of a GenBank genome assembly. Lineage: Eukaryota; Metazoa; Cnidaria; Anthozoa; Scleractinia; Poritidae.